Molecule: messenger RNA, 1794 nt
Organism: Culex quinquefasciatus (southern house mosquito)
Lineage: Eukaryota; Metazoa; Arthropoda; Insecta; Diptera; Culicidae
Exons: 5
Coding region: 1-726 (241 amino acids)
Source: RefSeq, a predicted model, not a curated record
AUGUGCCAGGGGAAGCCGCCGCCAUCUUCAGAUCAGUGCCGAACGUCGUUACAGGACGGCCGCGUCGAUAAGCUGGAAGUAUUGGAGAACCAGAGUGUGAUCAGACUGCAAGAUUUUCCGAACAACUGGUCGCUCAUUCGGAGCGGCCACUUCUUCGGUACAUACCCUACAAAUUUGUUGCGAGAUGCCGUUGGUCGGGAAAAGAUCAUCAGCUUCAAUGAUUGUGACAUCCACAUUCCGAACACUCGCAGAAAAUUGGGGUUUUGUCGCUUCUGCGGAGAGGUGUUUGGUUCCAAAAAAGUUCUAACGGCACACUUCCUGCGCUACAGUGACGGCUCAUGCCAGAACAACCAAUUAUGUUCAGAUUGCUUAACUUCUAAGAAGAGGAGGCAUAUAGGAAGAACGUGCCGGAGACAAGCUCUUCUCAAGAUCUGCAUCUGCCCGCUAUGUGGGUCUCAACUCACCACAAACAGAACGUUCACCGAACACGUUAAGAGGCACUUGACAAAACCGCCUAGUUGCGCAAGAUGCAACACUGUCUGCGGAAAUUGCGCGCGAACUCAAGAAGAUAUGCAAUUGACCAUCGACGGCGACCCCGAGGACGAAACCGCGAGCAGCACACCUGGAACGGAGCAAGGGGAGGAUGGCGGCAAGGGCACGCCUCCGAUAACACCUGUUCGCGUCGACGAAUCCGCGAGUAAACGUGUAACGUGGGAUGAAACAUGAAGAUUUCAAUGUACAUUUGAAGAGCUGCCCAUUGUCGAUCCAUCACAUGUUAUGUUGAGCACGUACGAGCGGAUCUACAUAGCUUCGAAGAAUGACAAGCACAUCUGUAUACUGUGCCAGGAAUAGUUUGACGCAAUCGAAGUUGCCCAGCAUCAUGUGAACAGUAUACAUUACAUUGUGAAAAAGAGCAGCUGUGUGUUUUGCGGUUCGCAUUACGAUAAUGAACACUGUUUAACGUAUCAUAUGAAAGCUAAACACUCUACAUCAUCUGGAAACAUUUCCUACAACAAAUAUCUUUCCGGUUACCGCUGUCACCAUUGCCAGCUCUUCAAGGGGACUCGUCGGACUAUGGGUCGUCAUUUACGCAACAAGCACCGGCAGUUUUUCGAAGAUACGCCUCCGAUAUCACCUGUCGGUCGCGUCGUCGAAAUGUUGAACCGAUCCGUGAAACAUCAAGCAUCCUCGAAACGAAAACCAGGAGCGGGGCAGAAGGAAAACGGACCGACGCCAAAGCGAAGGGCAAUAGUGUCUCCUGCAGUGCCUCCUGCUGUUGUAAUCAACACAGCAAAACAACAACGGGAUUUUAUCACUGAUAGUGAUUCGUUCGACAUUGAAAACAUCCCAAUCAUCAUUGACGAUGAGCAAUUGGAAAACUAUUUCCUCCUCGAUGACGGCUCUCUGUUUAGCAACGUAAGUUUGUGUUUAUGUAUGCCUCUGCUCAAUAAUAAAAAACCUGUAGUGAGUACCAUUAAAACUAAUAAACCAUCCAACCGUCCUUCAAAAAUGAACAGUGUAAAAGAUAAUAAUCAACGUGUUUCUUCCAAUUUAACAGUUUGACGAAGAUACGCCUCCGAUAACACUUGUUCGCGUCGACGAUGAGUCGGUAAGAUUUUUGUGUUGUUUUUGUGUAUUGUGAAAUGAAACUGUAGCGAGUAAAACUGUAGCGAGUAAGUGUAACAGUUUAAACUAAUAACCUAAUUACCUUUGUUUUUUCUUCAACAAACCAGGACGAAACCGCGAGCAGCACACCUGGAACGGAGCAAGGGGAUGAAGGCGGCAAGGGCACGC